AUGUAUCGCCAGAUCAUCAUGGAUCCCCGAGACACGCAUUUUCUUCGAGUGUUUUGGUGCGAGCAACCAUCCGACCGCCUUCGUGUCCUAGAGCUUACCACGGUAACAUACGGGACAGCCUCCGCACCAUUCCAGGCAACCCGCUGUUUGCAACAAUUAGCCGAAGACGAAUCAACAGACUACCCUAUUGGAGCCCGUAUCGUGAAGGAGGAUUUCUACGUCGACGACGCCCUUUCGGGCGCAGACUCGCUUUCAGCUGCUGUUGAAGCAGUGAAGCAGCUGAAGGGCAUCAUGCAGAAAGGAGGUUUUUCGCUACACAAGUGGUGUUCCAACUCAAACGAGUUACUGGAACACAUUCCGACAGCUGAACAGGAGCAGCCAGCCGCUUUGGAAGAUUAUGGACCGAAUGGAGUAAUAAAGGUACUUGGCCUACUGUGGGACCCGAAAGCCGACAUUUUCCAAAUUGCCAGGCCAAUUCAGCGCAGUUUGAAGCAACCCGUCACGAAAAGGAUCAUUUAUUCCGAGGUGGCAAGACUGUUCGAUCCAUUAGGUCUUGUGUCACCAGUCAUCGUUGUUGCCAAACUACUUGUGCAGCGGCUCUGGCAAUGCAAGAUUGGAUGGGAUGAUCCAGUGAACGACCAAACGCAGAAGUUCUGGGAGGACUUCGCAAAUUCCUUGUCAGCUCUUGAAACGAUCGCUAUUCCCAGACGAAUUACCUUCGACGAAGCCGUAGACUACGAACUGCACGGAUUUGCCGAUGCAUCAUCAGUGGCGUAUGGUGCAUGUGUUUACGUACGAAGCCUUUUCUCCAACGGAUCAGCCAAAUUGAAACUGGUUACCAGCAAAUCCAAGGUGGCACCGCUUCACGAGUUAUCGACACCCCGAAAGGAGUUGUGUGCCGCACUACUACUGACUCGACUUGUUGAGAAGGUAGUCCAUGUCCUACAGAUGGAGUUUCGUCACGUCGUUCUCUGGUCAGACAGCCAAAUAGUUCUGGCUUGGAUGAAACGACCUGCACAUCGACUCAAGGUAUUUGUACGCAAUCGUAUCGCCGAAAUCAACAGUAAAACAGCAGAAUAUCAAUGGUGCUACAUUCGAACCACGGAGAACCCAGCGGACAUCGUUUCUAGAGGACUACUACCGAACGACUUGUGCAAAAGCAGUCUUUGGUGGUACAGCCCGUCAUUCCUUUCAAGCGUUGAGUACGAAGCAGAGGACAUCGAAGACAUCCCCGAGAACAUGCUUCCCGAAAUAACAACCGUCGAGACAGUUGCUACAGCAGUAGAAGAGGAGUUUCCAUUGUUUUCCCGAUUCAGCGACUUCAGGAAGAUUGAACGUGUGAUGGCUUUGGUACUCAGAUUCAUCUGCAACGCCCGUUUGAACGAAAAGUCAGAGUACCAAACAGCACGCCACGUUACUAUCACCGAGCUACGACAUACGAACCAUGAGCCAAAAAACGAUGCAGUCGAAGACAACGAAUCACCGAAGAAAGCUGUUGAAACUUCGUGUCAACCGGGGGGAGUAUGUUCCGUACGGAACGAGCCAAGCGACAACAACAACAACCACGAAUAG
Messenger RNA from Aedes albopictus (Asian tiger mosquito), 1572 nucleotides. RefSeq lists its product as uncharacterized. The record is from RefSeq and is a predicted model, not a curated record. The transcript has a single exon. NCBI's taxonomy places the organism in Eukaryota, Metazoa, Arthropoda, Insecta, Diptera, Culicidae. The coding region runs from base 1 to 1572 and encodes 523 amino acids.